Messenger RNA from Anastrepha obliqua, 759 nucleotides. It is a transcript of the gene SmE, whose product is annotated as probable small nuclear ribonucleoprotein E. The transcript has a single exon. Bases 118 to 402 code for a protein of 94 amino acids. Gene Ontology annotation, biological process: spliceosomal snRNP assembly; mRNA splicing, via spliceosome. Gene Ontology annotation, molecular function: RNA binding. The record is from RefSeq and is a predicted model, not a curated record. Gene Ontology annotation, cellular component: U5 snRNP; U1 snRNP; precatalytic spliceosome. NCBI's taxonomy places the organism in Eukaryota, Metazoa, Arthropoda, Insecta, Diptera, Tephritidae.
UAUGCGUGGUGCUGUCAAAAAUUUUGCAAGCAACCAACGCCGGCAAACGUUUCGGCAGUGAACGUUUUCAAUUUUGUGUUAAAAAUUUAAAUAGAGUGCAUAAAAAUCAUCUUCAAAAUGUCUUUUAAAGGCAAUACGAAGGUGCAGAAGGUGAUGGUGCAGCCCAUCAAUCUGAUCUUUCGUUAUCUACAAAAUCGAUCGCGGGUACAAGUUUGGCUGUAUGAAAAUGUUUCUUUGCGCAUCGAGGGACACAUUGUUGGCUUCGAUGAAUACAUGAAUUUGGUGUUGGACGAUGCCGAAGAAGUGUGGGUGAAAACACGUACACGCAAAAAUCUAGGACGCAUCAUGCUCAAAGGCGAUAACAUAACAUUGAUACAGAACGUGAGCCCGUCAAAGGACUAAGUGGGCGAUGUAGAAGAGCAAAACAUAAAAGUGAGGUUAUGUGCUACUGCAACUGAAAUGGCGCGAUUUCUAGGCGCAGACGACUUGAGGAACGACUACAUUUUAAACAAACAUUGAAUUAAUGAAAAAAAAACACAAAUUCAUUACUAUAAUAACUUUAACUCUAUACGAAUUGUUUAUUUUUUAUCAUGCACGAAUCAUAACUCAGGUGGCUGCGUGGUGCGAAGCAAAUGCAUGUAUUUCUAUCAUACUAGAAAUUAAGUUAGUUUAAAAAACGAAUUGUAAUUGAAUUUUAAGUUCGCUCUAAUUCCAAUGAAAGUGAAAAAUAAAUGUGAAAUAUUUUAAAAAGCAAAUAAA